Messenger RNA from Cicer arietinum (chickpea), 807 nucleotides. RefSeq names its product putative 4-hydroxy-4-methyl-2-oxoglutarate aldolase 3. The record is from RefSeq and is a predicted model, not a curated record. Lineage: Eukaryota; Viridiplantae; Streptophyta; Magnoliopsida; Fabales; Fabaceae. Gene Ontology annotation, molecular function: ribonuclease inhibitor activity. Gene Ontology annotation, biological process: regulation of RNA metabolic process.
AUAAUGACUAAAAGAAAAGAAAAUGAUAAAAUGUAGUUGUUUGUGUGUGGUAUCAACUCAAUCCUUCUUACAUUUUAUUUUCUAUAAAAGCAAACAAAAGGCUAAAGAGACACUCCCCAAUAAUUAAUUCCUCCUCUGCCUUCAGGAGUAUAAAGUGUAAAAUGGCUUCUCUACCAACUGCAGAGAUAUGUGACACAAACGCAACACACAUAUCAAGUGGUGAUUUAAGGAUACUUGAUCCAGUUUUUCAGAUGUAUGGUCAGUCAAGAACAUUCUCAGGACCAAUUGUUACUGUAAAAGUGUUUGAAGACAAUGUAUUGGUUAGGGAACUUCUUGAAACAAAAGGAGAAGGAAGAGUUUUGGUUGUUGAUGGAGGAGGAAGCAUGAGAUGUGCUCUUGUUGGAGGGAAUUUGGUGCAAUUGGCACAAAAUAUGGGGUGGUCAGGGAUUGUGGUGAAUGGUUGUGUUAGAGAUGUGGAUGAGAUUAAUUUGUGUCAAGUUGGUGUUAGGGCUUUGGCUUCUUAUCCACUUAGGUCCAAUAAAAAAGGUACUGGUGAAAAGCAUGUUACUGUCUAUGUUGGAGGGACUUUUAUUCGUCAUGGAGAAUGGCUCUAUGCAGAUAAUGAUGGUAUCAUUGUUUCUAAGUUUGAGUUGUCUAUCUGAAAUACUAGACUCUACCAGAGCUCAAAUGUGCUUUCACCCAUUGCUGUAAUGUCUUUCUAUUCUCUAGUAAGUAGCUAAGUUGUUUACGAAAUUGUAGGGCACUCUAUAGUUCUUACAUUAUUUGUCUCUCUGUUUUUUUACUUAA